Molecule: messenger RNA, 310 nt
Organism: Dimorphilus gyrociliatus
Lineage: Eukaryota; Metazoa; Annelida; Polychaeta; Dinophilidae
Source: the annotation of a GenBank genome assembly
AAUGCUGGCAAAAGCCUGGAAUACAAAAUUAUUAGAAAUUCCAGAUUGUAUGAGAGCUCCUUUUAUGUCAUUGAUUCAAUUACCAAAAUUGAAGAAAUAUCCACCCCCUAAGGAAUCAGAGAAUGUUGUUUAUAUGGAUCAUGAUGAUUUAAUAACGGUUUUAAGAGAUCGAUUUAAGAUUUGCGUCCCUACAUUUAUUAUAUAUGGCGAAUGCUGGGUUAGAAUUUCAGCGCAGAUUUACAAUACAUUGGAAGACUACGAAGUUCUACGUGAUGCUAUCUAUACUCUAAUGAAAGAAGAUGAGAAUUAA